Molecule: messenger RNA, 4965 nt
Organism: Arctia plantaginis
Lineage: Eukaryota; Metazoa; Arthropoda; Insecta; Lepidoptera; Erebidae
Source: the annotation of a GenBank genome assembly
AUGAUUGAUGAAAGUUCAGGCCAUCUAUUAGAACCAGAUGAUUAUUUGGAUGGCCCAUAUGAAUACAAUCCUAUUGAGAAUGAAUAUGGAUCAAGUAGAUUCUACAAUUCAAGAAAAUGUGUUACUUCAUUAGACAGUCUUACAUACGAAGAGGCAAUGACAAAAUACGGAGAAACACUUGUUGUAGUAGCAAGUAUUGAAGAUAGGUGGCAUGCUUUAGCACCACACAUGCCUAUAACAUAUUUGUAUCAAAUGAUGCCUAUCAAUUAUUGCUUGUUGGAAUUGAUUGGCAAGUCUAGAGAAAAUGGGCAAAUGUCUGUAGGCAAGACAAAUUUACAUAAAAUUAUAAAAGACUCCAAGACAUUAUUCUAUAACAGAAAACAUUUGAAGGAUUUAGAUCUAGUUAAUUUGCAAAAUAUAACACAAGUUAUCAAAGGCAAAGGUAUUAAGUGUUUACUUAUAAGAUUAAAAAGGUUCCAUAAACCUGAAGUGCUAAGUAUGCCCAAAGUGGGUAUGGUGCAUAAUGUCCUUCAACACUUACUUAAAGCGCCAAAUUACAGUGAAAGAACAGAACUACUAGUAAAGAAAGGAAUUUUAACACAGAAGCAAAAUAGAAGAUUGCAGAAAACUGUCAACAUUUUCAGCUUUGAAGACAGAUUAGUACAAGUUCCAGAUAUAUGUGGGAGUGGGAAAAGCAAAAAACCAAAACUUACUCAGAAAAGAAGAUACAUUUGCCUUUCAUCCAAGAGCGAUGAAUCUGGCGCUUCUGAUGAGGAAUCGAAUGAACAAGUUUUAUCAUGUCAGUACAAAGUAGGCAUCAACAUAAUGAGACAAGCAUAUGAACAGUUCUUAGAUGCUGGACUCCAAGGUCUCACUCAAGUUCAGCUUUCACAUCUACUUGGUAUCGAAUUCUACACGGCACGCGCAAUCUGCAGAAUAUUUAGAGUUCGGAAUAUUGUUAGGGAGUAUCUUGAGGAUAAAGGCAAACAGAGAACUGCAAGAUUCAUUGCAGUUGUAGCCACAGAAAAAAUGGACAAAAAAUAUGAAGAACAACGAAAUAAGUUCUUAGAACAUUUAGAGCAAUGCAAAUCUGAAGCUUCGCAAUCUGAAAUUAUACAACCUUCAACAAGUGAUGAGGAAGUGCCACUAAAGAGAAUAAAACUCGAAAAAGAAAAUAUGGACACUAAUGACGCCGAUGUAGAUAUGGAUCCAACAAAUGAAAUCACUGAAAUCAAAGUAUUAGAUGGCUUUGAGAACUCCAAAUCUCUUGGCUGUUUUAAAAAGAACCCAACACUAAGACAGUUGAAAUUUGCAAAUGGCAUUCUUAAAGUUCUCAAAGAAAAGCUUUGUAUAUCCAGUUACAUGACAUUGAGCAAUUUGGCUUCUAAAGAAGUCAAUGAACCACCGAUGGAUACCAAGUCUCUUAAAUCUUUUAUACAAAAGCUGGUUACUGAUGGGCACAUAAAAUUGUAUAAAAUCAAAUGGCCUGGCCUCCAAAGAUAUUCAGUGUUAAUCUGUGCCCAUAAUAUCAAAAUUUCAGAUCCAAUAAUACAUGCUAAAUAUAAAGAAGUUUGUAUGAGAGCAGUCAUUAAUAAAAAAGUAAAUCCAAAAAGAGAGUUACUUGAAAAUGCAGAGCAUGCAGCUAAAGUAAGGAGGUCCUAUCCGCGAUAUAUGAAAAUUCAAAAACUGCAUGAGUUUAUCAUGAAUGUUUCUUACUUUGACUAUGUUAAACCUGAAUCACACACUUUACCGCAAGGUUUUGUAUGUGUGGUUGAUUUAUUCCCAGAGGCUACAGUUGAAUUCUUAAUAAAUAACCUCUGUGCAUCAGCAGCCAUUGAAAUAUACCAACUAAUAAGUGAUAACCAGUUACAGCUAAAACUUAAAGAUACACCAUCAAAUAUAUAUAAUAUACUUAUGAAAUCAAAAAUGAUACAAAAUUCAAUAAGGUUGAAUUUGAAAGUUUUGGCAAUGUUGGGUCUAAUACAACUAGUGAGCUGCGAAACUGCUGUGACAAAUACUGCUGGUGUCAGCAAUUACUCAAGUUUCUUAUUUUACGUCAAUCGUCAUGCAAAAAUAUUGGAUACUUCAGGCACUUGGCCCAGAAACAAACAAGACGUCAAAGAAUUAUCAUUCUAUGUCGGAACACCCGAGGGUUUGUCUAAGUACUGGUCCGAAGUGUUUAACAUCAGUACAGCUACUGAAAUAAUCCUUCCGGGACGGGGAAGAAAACCUUUACUACCACCAUUACGAUCAGCUUCCGAUGUUGAGAAAUAUGACACGGGGGAAAGAUUUGGUGACGGCUUAGGGCCGUGCGGCUUCGAUUCGUGCUUUUACAUGGAAAUACCAAGGUUGUGGCAGACAUUCUACACGAGGAUAAAUAGAAAAAUAAUUAAGAAAAAGACCAAAACACCUAAGUUAGAAGCAGUAAAGAAAACCAAGAUCAAGCCAAAAGUAAAACCUUCUAAGAAGGGUAUUGUAGAAAGAACUUCCGCACCCGUGAAACGACGAAGAAGCGACGCUACUGUAAAAUGGACUAAGAAAGAAGAUCUUAUCAUAACCAUCUGUAAAGCUGCUAUAACAAUUAUGAGCCCAAAUUCACAACCUGGAAGCCUUAUAGUCAGAAAUAUCGUAGCAAAAGAUUUGCUCUCUAUCAAUGAUCCAAGAAAAACAAAAGGGAUCUGUCAUAGUAGAGCCGCAACCAUCGAUACUAAUAUUAGUUUCAUUCAUGAAAAACAAUGCAUCAUCAACGAAAUGAGGCGGAGACGUAAUUUAGUUCAAAGGUAUGAGGGCCUCUUGAAAAAACUUAGGCUCAAAUACUCGACCAAUAUGACAAAAUUUAUUAAUAAGGCCAGGAUACCUAUGUUGGAGUUGAUAUGGAUCAUAUUUCAAAUUAUGCAAAGUAAAUCUUACAUCCAGAGAAUGCCAUGUGUGGCCUUAAACCUUGAAGAUUUUCAUAAACAUUUCAAUAUAACUACAUCAACUGCAAACAAACUGUGUAAUAUGUAUAAAAUAUCAGAGAAUUCGCCUUUGAAAGAAGCAAUUGUACUAAGUAUAAUGCAAACUUUAGAUAGUGAGCUUGACACUGAAACAGCAAAUAGAAUUUAUACGACAUUUAAGGAUUACCCUGAGAGCGCUUUACGAAUCGCUGUAGAACAAUUACGUAAAUGUUCUGCAAUCGCAGCAAAAGAAAAACUCUUCAACAAUCAAAUCCGCAAACUCGAUUUAGAAGAUAUAGCACAGUCUUCUUACAAAAUAUCCGUGUUCUACAAACGGAGAUGGAUAUGCAGACUAAACUCGGACUUUGCGGAUAAAUUGGCUGAUGUGUUGGAAACAGUGAAAUCUGAAAAGGAAAUAAAAGGGUCGGCGGAACUAAACUGUGCCGUUUGCGAAUUAGGAGCUUGUGGUAUAAUGGAAAUAGAAUCUACCACAGUGCCCGUUAUAACCGAUGCAAAUGGUAUUCCUAUCACGCCGGGAGAGAUAAGUGCACUGACAAUAGAUACCAAAUAUCACCUAAAGACAGGUACAAUGAGAUGGAAAACGAAGGAUACCGUCGAUGUAUCGGAGCUAUAUCAGGAUAUAGAUUUCAGCGACAGCAUAGAGUAUCUAUCAAAUGCCGGUAUCGUAGCUGUUGGGGAAAUAGAAGUCUCCAACCAAGAGUUAAAUGAUGAGGUUGUUUUAUAUUUGAAACAAAAAGGGGAGAAAGGUGCAACAUAUGCUGAGCUCCAGGCGUUUGUCCGAAUUGCACCUGAGACUCUUGAAGAAAGAUUACUGCAACUUCAGGCGGAAAAAAUUAUAAAAAGAGUUGGAUUUUAUGAAAAUGUUAUAAUAUUAACUGGAUAUUUUUCAUCAUGGUCGACAAAGAUUGAUGAUAAAUAUGUGAUAAGUACUCCUUGGCUAAAACUAACCUCAGGAAUAAAGCAUAACGUAUUUUUACAAUGGGCCAGCGUAGUAAUGAACGCUAUAUUUGAAAAACCAGUGAAGGGGGAUUUUAUAUUUGUCAGGCUGGAGAACGAGGAAUAUUUUGUAAAAAAGCCGCCAGUGGCGCGCUUCAACAACCGGCGUAAGUCGGUGUUUGCUGAGACUUAUGAUCCUGAGGAAGAUGAUUCAGACGAAGGUGCUCCCGCUGUGUUCCCCAAGUCGGAUGCUCAGCGUGCGCGGCUCGCUGAAGCUGUGCGCAGUAUCUUGCUAUUCCGAUCGCUGGACGUGCAGCAGAUGCAGCAGGUAUUAGACGCUAUGUUCGAAAAGCGUACGGAGCCCGGCGAGUAUGUGAUUCGACAGGGUGAUGAUGGGGACAACUUCUACGUCAUUGAAAAUGGCGUUUUCGAUGUGCUCGUCAUUGGAGAUGAUCGCCUUGAAAAGGUGGUUCAUACUUACGAAGGCUCUGGAUCGUUCGGUGAACUGGCUCUCAUGUACAACAUGCCGCGCGCAGCUUCGGUGCGCGCUCAGACUGCAGGCGCGCUGUGGGCUAUGGACCGCCACACUUUCCGACGCAUCCUCCUCAAGAGCGCCUUCAAGAAGCGCAAGUUGUACGAAGAUCUCCUCGAAAAAGUGCCCAUGCUAAAGGCGCUCCAAGCGUACGAGCGCGCUAAUCUGGCUGAUGCCCUGCUGCCGCGUACGCUGAUCGACGGCGAGCUGAUCAUUCGGCAGGGCGACACUGCCGACGGCAUGUACUUCGUCGAAGACGGUUCUGUCAGCAUCCGCAUCACACGCGACGAUGGAAAUGAGCAUGAGAUCAAGCGCCUCGAAGCAGGAGGGUAUUUCGGUGAGUUGGCGCUGGUUACCCACAAGCCACGUGCCGCUUCUGCUUACGCUGUAGGACCUACUAAGGUGGCUUUCUUGGACGUGGAGACUUUCGAGCGCCUGCUGGGUCCUUGCAUGGAGAUUAUGAAGCGCAACAUCGACGACUACGAGGAGCAGCUCGUCAAGUUGUUCGGCGACAAGAGCAACCUCACCGACGUGCGAUGA